AAAUUGAGAGCUUUGGGGACUCAUAUUGCUUCAAUAAUUUUGCCAAUAUGGGAGAGUUCAAACACUUGGUGAUAGUUAAGUUCAAGGAAGAUGUCAAGGUGGAUGAGAUUCUCACAGGGCUAGAGAAGCUGGUUGCUGAGAUUGAUGCUGUCAAGUCUUAUGAAUGGGGACAGGACUUGGAGAGCCACGAGAUGCUUACACAAGGCUUCACUCAUGCUAUCUUGAUGACAUUCGACAAGAAGGAAGACUAUAGUGUGUUUCUCAGCCACCCUAAACAUGCAGACUUCUCUGCUACAUUUUCGUCUGUUAUAGAAAAGAUUGUGCUGCUUGAUUUCCCUGCUACUCUUGUCAAGCCUGCACCACCACCACCACCUCCACCAGCAGCGGAAGAAGUUAAACAAGAGGUUUAAAUUAGAAAUUUCAGAAUAAGUAGCUCUAUAAUCAUGAAAAUGGAACUACGAUGUCUGCUAGUGCUUGUUUGUGUGUUUUGUUCUGUGGUUUGUGCUUAUUAAAUCAUGGUAAUUUUCAAUUAUGCAGAUAAGAUGAUCACUUUAAUGUAAUUUCAACUUGUGUGGAAAUAUAUUAGGGUCAUAUUUCCUAAUGUGAAUGGAAAAUUAGCAUAAUUGUUGGA
Messenger RNA from Argentina anserina (silverweed cinquefoil), 631 nucleotides. RefSeq names its product stress-response A/B barrel domain-containing protein At5g22580. The record is from RefSeq and is a predicted model, not a curated record. The transcript has 2 exons. The coding region runs from base 48 to 410 and encodes 120 amino acids. Lineage: Eukaryota; Viridiplantae; Streptophyta; Magnoliopsida; Rosales; Rosaceae.